AUGGCGGGGGCAGACUGGCUAAAGGGUUUUUUAAAAAGGCAUCCGGAUAUAACCUAUAGAAAGCCGGAAGCAACGUCUGCGACUAGGGCCAUGGGGUUUAACAGAGUUGCAGUUGGUAAUUUUUUUAAUCUACUAGAAGCAGCUAUUGAUGAGUAUAAAAUUACGCCACAGUGCACUUACAACGUUGACGAAACCGGCGUAUCGACAGUUUCCAAAAGUCAUUCAAAAAUUUUAGCCCUAACUGGUAAACGGCAGGUCGGAACUCUAACAUCUGCGAAAAGAGGCAAAUUAAUGACGACGAUUGUCUUCUUCAGUGCUGCCGGAAAUUAUAUGCCGUCUAUGUUUAUAUUUCUCCGGAAGCAGAUGAAACCCGAAUUAAUGGAUGGAGCACCGGUGGGUUCUUGGGGGAAUGUCAUGAAUCUGGAUGGAUACAAGGUCAUUUGUUCGUAUUGUGGUUAA
Sitophilus oryzae (rice weevil) is the source of this 459-nucleotide messenger RNA. RefSeq lists its product as uncharacterized. The coding region runs from base 1 to 459 and encodes 152 amino acids. The transcript has a single exon. The record is from RefSeq and is a predicted model, not a curated record. NCBI's taxonomy places the organism in Eukaryota, Metazoa, Arthropoda, Insecta, Coleoptera, Curculionidae.